AAAUGUUUUUUGAUAGAUUUAUACAAACUAUACAAAGAAAGAAUUAUACUGGGAACAUAGAGGAAGACUGGGAAUCAAGGAUUUUGCAUGUAAUUUUAGGAACAUUUGAAUCAAUAGAUAAGCAGAAAAAAUAUAUCACUGGAGCUAUUUUAAAUAAACAUAAUUUUUAGAAUAGGAAGAAAGAAGUUAAUUCUCUAGAAAUAAAAAAUGUCUUCGUUACAACCUAUACAAGCUUUGAAUUUAGAUUCAGUCAAACAACAAGCAUUCAUAAAAUACUUCACAUCAUUAUCAGAGAAACCACCUACAACAGUAAGAAUAUUCGAUCGGAAUGAUUACUACAGUGUUCAUGGCUCGGACGCAACAACUGCGGCGAGGGAGGUGUUUUCAUCGAUAUCCAAUAUCAAGAAAAUGGGUAUCGAACCCAAUCGCCUGGAUUAUCUCGUACUUUCGAAAGGGAACUUUGAAAUAUUGAUUCGAAAGCUCUUACUGGUACGUCGCUAUAGAGUGGAAAUAUAUGUAUCCGAGGGGUCUACAAAAGGCAAUGAAUGGUUUUUAAAGUAUAAAGGUUCACCAGGAUGUCUCUCACAGCUUGAAGAAGUACUCGGUGAAGGGCUUGGUUCGUCAAACGAUAAUGGACCCUGUUUAAUGGCUGUUAAUAUCAAAACUGAUGCAGUUACUAAGGGACGUCUUUUAGGAGUAGCAUGUAUAACAGCGAACGAAUAUCAGAUGUCUGUAUCGGAAUUUACAGAUGACGACUUGCUUACUCAAUUGGAAACUAUCACUGUACAAAUGGCGCCCUCUGAGUGCCUUGUGCCACAAACUGAUAAUGAUGACUACAAAGCGCUUAAAAAAGUUAUGGACCGGGCGAACGUAACAUUGACCAAAUUGAAAAAAUUAGAUUUCUCCACCGAAGGCGUUAUUCAGGAUUUGAAUAGACUUCUCAAGUUCAAAGAUAAUCAGCAACAAGACGCUAAUUCUUUUCCAGAAACUACAUUGAGUUCAGCUAUGUCAAGUCUCGCCGCGGCAAUUAGAUAUACUUCGCUGUUAACUGAUAGUACUAACUUUGGAAGAUUUCGAAUAAACUCCAUAAAAUCAGAGUGCUACCUGCACUUAGACGCAGCUGCACUAACCGCACUGAACGUACUUCCCGAACUAGGAGAUACUUCACACGCACCAGCGCGCAGUUUGUACGGGCUGCUCGAUAGAUGUCGUACGCAACAAGGAAAAAGACUCUUAGCACAAUGGUUGCGUCAACCGCUUCGCGAUAUAAAUCUAAUAAACGAACGAUUGGACAUAGUAGAGUUACUCGUGAAUAAUUCACAACUACGUCUACCAUUACAUGAUGACCAUUUACGAAGGAUCCCUGAUUUGCAAAGUUUAGCUCGAAGACUUACACGAAAGAAGGCUAACUUACAUGAUUGUUAUAAGAUAUAUCAGGCUAUCCAAAGACUGCCAGCCUUACUACAAUGUCUAGCUGAAUCAAACAGUCCGACAGUACAUUCGUCUCUAACGGAACCUAUAUCUGAACUCAAUGAUGACUUGGACAAGUUUCAACAGAUGAUUGAAACCACCGUUGAUAUGGAUGCUGUGGAUAGAGGUGAUUUUUUGGUAAAGCCAUCAUUCGACGAUCAACUCCAAACCCUUCAUAAAGAGUUGGAAAAAAUUCAGGCAUCUGCAGAUAGAGAGUUGAACAAAGCAGCUAAUGAUUUAGGACUUGAUGCAGGAAAGACGAUAAAGCUUGAAAAUAAUCCACAGAAUGGGUUUUAUUUCAGGGUAACAUUAAAAGAAGAGCAAGUACUGCGCGGUAACAAGAAGUACACAAUAAUAGAUGCCGUUAAAGGUGGUGUGAGAUUCAAGACCAGUAAAUUGGAAAAUAUCACAGAAGACUAUGUUCAGACUAAAACUAAUUAUGAGAAGGAACAGGAUAAAGUAGUGGCGGAAAUUAUUGGAAUUGCAGCCGGCUACUCCGAGUGUCUGUUCUGUCUGUCCCACAUAAUAUCGCGACUGGAUGUGCUAGUAUCGUUCGCUGUAGCAGCAACCACAGCGCCGUAUCCAUACACGCGGCCAGUGCUUACUGACAGUUUGAGCGAAUUAGUACUAAAAGAAGUAAGGCAUCCGUGCUUAGAAGUGCAAGAGGGUGUGUCGUAUAUACCGAAUGAUGUGGUGUUUAAACGAGACUCGUGUCUCAUGCACAUAGUGACAGGCGCGAAUAUGGGCGGCAAAUCCACGUGGAUGCGUUCAUGCGGUAUUGCCGUACUAUUGGCACAUACAGGAUGUUUGGUCCCAGCGGCUAUGGCCCAUGUCCCAUUGAUGAGGGCAUUGUGCGCUAGAGUCGGGGCCAAUGAUAGAGAGGAUAGAGGACAAAGCACUUUCAUGAUGGAGAUGAUCGAGUCUGCUGCUAUUUUGAGGACUGCUACUCCAGAUUCCUUGGUGCUCGUAGAUGAGCUCGGACGAGGAACAUCAACAUAUGAGGGCUGCGGCAUUGCCUGGGCUAUUGCAGAAAAAUUAGCAACGGAAAGCAAAUGUUUCUGCCUAUUCGCGACCCACUAUCACGAACUAACUCGACUGCCGAGCUUGCAUCCAAAUGUGAUAGUGAACUCGCACGCAGAAGCGUCAGUGGUGAACCAACAGUUGUUACUGUUGCAUAAAAUCGUCCCCGGACCCGCUACACAUUCGUUGGGAUUACAUGUUGCCAAGUUGGCUGAUUUACCGGAUUCUAUCAUUCAGUAUGCAGAGGCGAAACAAGCUGAACUGGAAACAAAUUUGUUUGAAAUUGAGUCGUCCGUUGAAACACGCGAAUCGAAUGAAGGCCAGAAGCUUAUAACUGAAUUUCUCAGAAAAUGUAAACAUAUACAAGAGACGGUGGCUUCCGACCAAGACAUGAUGAUGGAGAUUAAUAAACUUAAACAGGAUCUGUUAAAACAUAACAGUAAAUAUGUGAACUCCUUGCUGGCUGUGUAAAUGUGAUUGAAAUAAAGUUGUUUUUUACA
Messenger RNA from Colias croceus (clouded yellow), 2990 nucleotides. It is a transcript of the gene spel1, whose product is annotated as DNA mismatch repair protein Msh2. The transcript is spliced from 17 exons. Bases 208 to 2961 code for a protein of 917 amino acids. Gene Ontology annotation, cellular component: MutSalpha complex; nucleus. NCBI's taxonomy places the organism in Eukaryota, Metazoa, Arthropoda, Insecta, Lepidoptera, Pieridae. Gene Ontology annotation, molecular function: mismatched DNA binding; ATP-dependent DNA damage sensor activity; ATP binding. Gene Ontology annotation, biological process: mitotic recombination; mismatch repair. The record is from RefSeq and is a predicted model, not a curated record.